Messenger RNA from Prunus dulcis (almond), 1019 nucleotides. RefSeq names its product Werner Syndrome-like exonuclease. Lineage: Eukaryota; Viridiplantae; Streptophyta; Magnoliopsida; Rosales; Rosaceae. Bases 92 to 703 code for a protein of 203 amino acids. Gene Ontology annotation, molecular function: nucleic acid binding; 3'-5' exonuclease activity. The transcript has a single exon. Gene Ontology annotation, cellular component: nucleus; cytoplasm. Gene Ontology annotation, biological process: nucleobase-containing compound metabolic process. The record is from RefSeq and is a predicted model, not a curated record.
CCAAUAUUGUUUGACUUCCUUUGACUUGGAGCUCUCCCUCUCCUCUCUCUCUCUCUCUCUCCGUGUGAGCAUCAGCAGCAGCGCAGCCACAAUGGCCGUCAGCAUAGUAGACUAUGAACUGCCACACGACACCCACAAUGUGUACGACGUGUCAUUUCACGGCGAUCGGAUCCACACUCUGGUCACUCACAGCUCGUCCGUGGUGGAUUCAUGGCUCGCCCAAACCAAUCUCCAGUCCCGAAUCGUAGGGCUUGACGUGGAGUGGCGCCCCAACUACAACCGUUCGAUCGAAAACCCAGUGGCCACGCUGCAGCUCUGCGUGGGCCCCGAUUGCCUGAUCUACCAGCUCCUCCACACCGAGCACAUUCCCCAGGCCCUCCACGCCUUCCUCGCUAAUCGCAGCUACACAUUCGUCGGCGUAGGCAUCGGCAGCGACGUGGAGAAGCUCCUCCUUGACUACGGGCUGCACGUGGCCAAUGCGGUUGAUCUUGCUGUUUUCGCAGCGCAUAGAUUUGAUUCGACGGAGCUGAGGAAUGCUGGGUUGAAGGGAUUGGCCAGGCAGAUGCUGGGGAAGGAGGUUCAGAAGCCCAAUAGGAUCACCAUGAGCAGAUGGGACAAUCAGUGGCUUACUUGUGACCAGGUUCAGUAUGCUUGUGUUGAUGCUUUUCUUUCCUUUGAGAUUGCUAGGCAUUUGAAUGUUUGAAAUAUGGGUUUGCGUUUUCUAUGUCUAUGGAUUUAGGUAGUGGGUUUUAGAUUGCAGGAGCUUUGGAAGUGGAAUUGUUUCAAAUGGGUUUCUUUAUCUUGUUGGGAAACUUUAGAAAUUGGGAUCAGCAUGCUGGUUUUACUUUCUGUCUAAUCAACCAGAAUUUAGGGACUGGAUAUUAUUAUUAUGCAGUUUUGAGCUUGUUUAUAAUGGCUUUGGGUUUUUCAUGUGAGAAAAAGUUGUAACUUUUGAUAUUAGUUGGAUUGAUUGGAUUGGAUUUGGAUCCUAUUGAAAGCAAUAUGCAUAGUUUGUAAUG